UGUGAGUUCGAGACCAGUCUGGUCAUAGUGAGUUCCAGCAUUGUAUGAGAGGUCCUCAUCUUGUCUUACACUACGUAAAGACGGAAGAAUUAAAAAAAUAUCCAGAGCAAAAGGAAUUACUAGCACUAUUACUGACAAAUGACAUUACUGUACAUGUGAGAUAUCUCAAGUUGUCUAUGGAAAAAUACAAGAUUUAAUAAGCAAAUAUAGUGAUAUUGCUGACUAUAUGGACACUAUUGUAGUGGCUGGAUUUAUUGUUUGCCAGCAACUUUAUAAGAAGGUAAACAUUGGAAGCAUUUGAAGACUUCAAAUCAACUCUUUAUGUUUACGUUAAAUCUGUAAGAGAUUUUGCCACAGAAUCAAUGUCUUUGGCUCCAGUGACAAAUUAUAUAUAUACACCCCUGAGCCAGCUUAAGAGUGGUACAAUUGUCAACGUCUAUGGUGUUGUGAAAUUCUUUAAGCCCCCAUAUCUAAGCAAAGGAACUGAUUAUUGCUCGGUUGUAACAAUUGUGGACCAAACAAAUGUAAAGUUAACUUGCCUACUUUUUAGUGGAAACUAUGAAGCCCUUCCACGAAUUUAUAAAAUUGGAGACAUUGUCCGCUUUCACAGACUGAAGAUCCAGGUAUAUAAAAAUGAGCCUCAAGGUAUCACCAGCUCGGGGUUUGCAUCUUUGACCUUUGAGGGAACCUUGGGAGCUCCUGUCAUACCUCGUACUUCAAGCAAGUGUUUUCACUUCACUGCUACAGACCAUAAAAUGGUAGAAGCCUUACGAAUUUGGGCCUCUACACACAUUUCACCUUCUUCAACCUUAGUACAGUUGUGUAAUGUCCAGCCAAUGCAGUAUUUUGACCUGACUUGUCAGCUCUUGGGCAAAGCACAAGUAGAUGGAGCAUCAUUUCUACUAAAGGUAUGGGAUGGGACCAGAACACCAUUUCCAUCAUGGAGAGUUUCCAUAGAAGAUCAGGUUCUUGAAGGAGACUCAAGUCACAUUCGUCGGCUACACAAUCUUACAAUAGACAUUUUGGUCUAUGAUAAUCAUGUACAAGUGGCAAAAUCCCUAAAGAUUGGAAACUUUCUUAGAAUCUACAGCCUCCAUACCAAACUACAGUCAGUGACUUCUGAAAGCCAGACACCAUUAAGUCUAGAGUUUCAUCUCCAUGGAGGUACCAGUUACGGGCGGGGAAUCACAGUCUUGCCUGAAAAUAAUUCUGAUGUGGAUCAGCUGAAAAAAGCAUUAGAAGCUGCAGAUUUGACAGCUGCUCAGCAUUCAGAUGGCCUCUAUCAAACAGACCAGGAGGAGAGCUAUCUCACCCUUUCAAGCUCUGGAUCAGUAUCACUGUAUGAGAUAGAAAGAUGUCAACAAUUGUCAGCUACAAUACUUACUGAUCAUCAGUAUUUGGAGAAGACACCAUUAUGUGCCAUUCUGAAACAAAAAGCUCCUCAGCAAUAUCGAAUCCGAGCAAAACUAAGAUCAUAUAAGCCCAAAAGAAUUUUUCAGUCUGUUAAACUUUAUUGUCCUAAAUGUCAUUCACUGCAAGAAGUUCCACAUGAGGAUAAUUUGGAUGCAGCUUUACAAGAUGGUGCAACUAAAACCUCAGAUACCAAGUUACAAAAUACACCCUUGUAUGAUUCACAAAUCUGGACCACUGAAGAUCAAGGAGGACGAAAAGUAGUUAUUCAUUUUGUAAAAUAUAAUGGUAUUCUCCCACUUUCAAAUGAAUGUCUGAUUUUGAUAGAAGGAGGUACUCUUGGUGAAAUCUCUAAACUUUCAAGUGAGUUUCAUAGUAUAAUUCCUGUGAAAUCUGGCCCUGAAGACCUGGAGCUCCUAGACCUUUCAGUACCAUUCCUUAUACAAGGAAGAUUGCAUCACUAUGGGUGUAAACAGUGUUCUAGUUUGAAAUCAAUACAAAAUUUAAAUUCCCUUGCUGGUCAGACAUCAUGGAUUCCUUCUUCUGUGGCAGAAGUAUUGGGAAUUGUACCCCUGCAGCAUGUGUUUGUUAUGACGUUCACUCUUGAUGAUGGAACAGGAGUAUUAGAAGCUUAUCUCAUGGAUUCUGACAAAUUCUUCCAGAUUCCAGCAUCAGAAGUCCUACUUGAUGAUGACCUUCAGAGAAGUAUGGAUCUGAUCAUGGAUAUGUUUUGUCCUCCAGGAACAAAAAUUGAUGCAUAUCCAUGGAUGGAAUGUGUUAUCAAGUCAUACACUGUCACAAAUGGUACAGAGCAGCAAAUUUGCUAUCAGAUUUUUGACACCGUGGUUGCAGAUGACGUAAUCUAAUAUUGCCGUUCAACUUCAAAUUACUGUAAUUUCGGGAAACUUUACUACAUCCUAUUAGAUAACUAUAAAACACUUAAGAGAUUUAGCUAAAUACCAGUCACAAUUUCAUUUUAACCACAUUUGGUUUUUUUUAAAUAAACAUCGUGUUACCUUCAUGUCUUUGGGUAAAUAUGUUAAAAAUGUUCUGGUUGCUCAAAAUGUCCAACAGAGAUAAUAAAGAAAAGGUGUAUUGAAUAAAUAAGGACUGUAUUUUCAAUGGCUUUAAGAGAAGAUAUUUUGAGCUCUUUAAGAGAAGAUAUUUUGUUACCCUGCACUACACUCACUUUUCCUGUGGGCUGGUCCCUGCGUCAGCCACUGCUCCUCUGCCAUAACACCACCCUUGGUCUGAGCUUCCUUCCUUGCCCCGUUUUUAUACCAG
Messenger RNA from Fukomys damarensis (Damara mole-rat), 2694 nucleotides. It is a transcript of the gene Pot1, whose product is annotated as protection of telomeres 1. The record is from RefSeq and is a predicted model, not a curated record. Bases 363 to 2276 code for a protein of 637 amino acids. The transcript is spliced from 18 exons. NCBI's taxonomy places the organism in Eukaryota, Metazoa, Chordata, Mammalia, Rodentia, Bathyergidae. Gene Ontology annotation, molecular function: telomerase inhibitor activity; G-rich strand telomeric DNA binding. Gene Ontology annotation, cellular component: nuclear telomere cap complex; chromosome, telomeric region. Gene Ontology annotation, biological process: regulation of telomere maintenance via telomerase; telomere capping.